GGAAACCUCCUCCACAGGCUGCUGCUUGCGAUGACCCCGGGGGGAAGGAGGAGGAGGCGGCAGGGGGGGAUCGGCUCAGUGAAUGAAUGGGCGGCAGCGGCGGUAGCUCCCCUGCUCAAUGGCUGCUGGGCUGAUAGGCGCCAGCCCCGCAGCCGGUGCUUCCCUCGCUCUCUCGUGUUUUGUCUCAGGCUCGCCCCGCUCCGGGCUCUCCAGACAUGUUCAACCAGCAGCAGUUCCAGCAGCAGCUGCUGCAGCUCCAGCACCUCCUCCAGCAGCAGCAGCAGCACCAUCACCACCCCCCGGCGCAGCAGGGAGGCCGGGGUUUGCCACCACCACAGCAGCAACAGAUGCUGAGCUUACGGGCAACAAACCAACCAUCGCUGCUCAAUGCCAAUCCUAUGCUUCAGCGGGCCUUACUCAUGCAGCAGAUGCAAGGAAACCUGCGUGGAUUUAACAUGACAGCGCCAGCACUGCAGCAGUUUUUUCCUCAGGCUACAAGACAUUCCCUCCUGGGGCCACCACCUGUUGGGGUCUCCUUAAAGCCCACAAGGAUGGGCUUUCCCAGCCUGCCCUUCCAGCGGCAGAACCGGACAUUUCGCAAGGACUUCCAGAGGGUCCCUGACAGGAAGCGGGAACUAGAUCCUGGUUCUUCCUCUCAGACACAAGGUGAUGAGAAAAUGGAGAUGGCAGAGGGAGUGCAAGCAGGGUCAGAGCGGAACAACUCCUCACCAUCCACAGAACUAAGAACUCCAACAGAGUCUGUGUUGAACACUGAGCCUGCAGCAAAAAGACUGAAGAGUGUGACCAAGUCAUCUGCGUUUGAGGAUGCCACAGACAGCAAGGAUGUGGGAGAGUCAAGCACCCAUCUCCAAGCUGAUGGUACAGACAACGCAAAGGAGUACACAGCUGAAGAUCUUUCUAAAGAGAGGAAAUUCUCUGAGGAACCAAAGGCUCCUGAGGUGUUGAGCUCUGGAGGUUCGCUGAAAGUGACUAUCCAGCAGAGCAGCGAGAGCAGAGCCAUUAGUACAACAGCUCUGAAACCAGGGCACUGGGCCUGCGAGGUGGGCACAGCCGAUCCCAGCCCCGAACCAGCCCUGAAAUUCUACUGUUAUAUCUGCAAGACCAACUGCUGCAGUCAGCAGAAUUUCCAAUCCCACAUGGCUGGAAUUCAGCACCAGCAGCGACUUGGGGAGAUUCAGCACAUGAGCAAUGUUUGUUUUGUUUCAUUAUUGCCCAUGGUGAAGGAGCAGAAGGUGCUAGUGGAAAAAGAUGGAGAGACCCAGCAGCGAUGGUGUAACACUUGUCAGAUACACUUCACAGGAGAUCUGAUCAAACAUCGCAGGACCCAAGAACACAAGCUGGCCAAACGCUCGCUUCGUCCUUUCUGCACUAUCUGCAGCCGCCACUUCAAGACCCCUCGCAAGUUUGUGGAGCAUAUGAAGUCCCCUGAGCACAAACAGAAAGCCAAAGAGAUGAGGCUAGGAGAGAAGGAGGUGGGCAGCCCAGAAGAUUCAGAGGAAUUGAUCACAGUGGAUGCUGUUGGCUGUUUUGAAGAUGAUGAUGAUGAAGAGGAGGAGGAGGAGGGGGGAGCUGGUGAGGAGGAAGACCUUGACGUAGUGCUGGUUGAGAAUGAGGAUUCUGCUGCCAAGCAGACUGGGCUGAAGGAAGUGUCUUUGGAGGAUUACGAAGGAAGCGAGAAGUAUUGUCCAGACACAGCCUACGGCCUGGAUUUUCUGGUCCCCGUCGCAGGUUACCUCUGCAGGCUGUGUCACAAAUUCUACCAUAGCGACUCUGCUGCCCGGCUCGCACACUGCAAGUCCCUGAUGCAUUUUGAGAACUUUCAGAGAUACAAGGCAGCGAGGCAUCGUGCCACAGCUGCCUACCCCGAAGCUCCUUUGCAUUCCCAGGGCUCCAGCUCCCAAUUGCUGGAUGAUCCAAAACAGCUUCCCCCUACAACAGCAACUACCAGCAGGAAGAUGAAUGACGGGAUAGACAAGGAGGGUACAGAGCUGUCAGCCCUGCCAGAACAAGCUUUGAGGUCUCCAGAGGGUAAGGGUGAGCUGGGCACCUCUGUAGCAGAGGCCAAAAGCCUAGCCAGUGUGACUGACGAUGGAUGUGGAAUCAUGGUUGUAGAAGAAGAAAAUCUACCAGAAGAGAGCAAGUCCAGAGCUACUGGGGCCGACCACCCGCUCCCCGAGGAGAGCCACAUGGCGGGGGAGCUGCUGGGACACGCUGGGUGUGAGGAGGAGGAAGCUGAUGCAGCCAGGCAAAGGGAAGGGAGAGGAGGGGGUUUAGCACAGAGUGAGGCAGUGAACCUGGGCCAGGAGGCACCAGCAGAGCCUUUCUCCCUCGGCAAAGGUGAGGCAGCCGCUCUGACCUCUGCUGGGUCCAGACGCUCCUCCAGGCGCAAACCCAGAUAGAGUGGCCUUAAAGGGAGAGCCCUUUACAUAUGAUAUUUGCUGGAAAUGUUUAUUUUCUGAGUCUUUUAAUAGAGCAAAAACCUUCAACUUUACUGCUGUUUUUAUUUUAAGAAUAAAAUAAGCCUGGCUUUAGCGUGUCUAAUA
Molecule: messenger RNA, 2564 nt
Organism: Colius striatus (speckled mousebird)
Lineage: Eukaryota; Metazoa; Chordata; Aves; Coliiformes; Coliidae
Gene: CIZ1
Product: CDKN1A interacting zinc finger protein 1
Exons: 15
Coding region: 216-2420 (734 amino acids)
Cellular component (GO): nucleus
Molecular function (GO): nucleic acid binding; zinc ion binding
Source: RefSeq, a predicted model, not a curated record